This is a messenger RNA of Caenorhabditis sp. 36 PRJEB53466, 982 nucleotides long. The record is from the annotation of a GenBank genome assembly. NCBI's taxonomy places the organism in Eukaryota, Metazoa, Nematoda, Chromadorea, Rhabditida, Rhabditidae.
AUGGCGGAUCGACUGACGCAGCUGCAGGACAUGAUCAACGACAUGGCGACACUGAUGACGAACGCGAUCGGAGUUCUGCAGGCGACUGCUCCGCCGUGCGAGUUCGGAUCCAUUUCGAAAGAGCUCGAGGAUGAGCCCAACUGCGCGGUCUUCGCUGCCGGCAUUGCCAAGGCCGCCAAGAAUAUCGAGGUGAACGGAUUUUCUACACAGAAUUCCCAAUUUCGCAUUUUCCAGAUCCUAAUUGACUCGUUCCCAAUCGAAGCGGGCACUGUCGAGGACGAAGUCGAGGAGAAAAUGGUGAAGAACGACGAAAAGCAGAAAGAAAAAGUGAACGAACUGGUCGAAUUGGUCGGCGAUUCGCGUAAACUGAUCACGAUUGUGCAGCAGAAACUCACCGAAAUCGCCACAGUUCAAAUGAUCUCCCGGCCGAAUGAGUAACCCGAUUUAUUGUGAUUUCACAGAUCUCUUGUCAAUUUUAUCACUUUUCCAUAUGUAAAAAAUCUUUUUUAUUUACUCUUUUGUGUGAUUUAUCGGAUUUCCCAAUUGAUUUACUUUCGAAAAUCUCCGAUUUGCGAUUUUCCUUUUGAUCUUGGUAUAAUAAAGUUCAGAUGUCGUCAGAAGAAGAAAUAUCAGAAGAGGAGAAACAGCGACGACGAGCCGUGCAACGUGAGCGAUAUCUGAUGUGUUUGAUGGUAAAUAACUUCGGAAAAUCGAGUCAUUUUUAUGAGAAUCGUAUGUAGAACGCAGUCGACAAGCCGGCGACGAUCCAAAUGCACGAGAAUACGACCGUGACGGCCACGAUCAAAGCGUUCCAGCCGUCCGGAGAACACGUAAUCGUCGGUGAGGGUCUCGAAGCGAAAACUUUCGAACAACUGCAUUUUCAGAGAAUUUGAACACUCCGAUAGGAACCAUCGAACGCGCCGUUCUCCGAAUCUCGGAUAUUGUCAAGGUCAGCUGGGAUAUAGAGAAGAAGACUGAAUAA